This is a messenger RNA of Ciona intestinalis (vase tunicate), 4996 nucleotides long. Lineage: Eukaryota; Metazoa; Chordata; Ascidiacea; Phlebobranchia; Cionidae. The record is from RefSeq and is a predicted model, not a curated record.
UGUCUUGCCCAAAGAUACAUACGCCCACAACAGUACCCGCAUGUCUAACUUUUUUUAAGAUGGCAAGAGGAAUAUGCAAAGUCGAUUUACUUUAAUAUGUCACCAGUCACGUCUCAGUGUCAACAUUACAACCUUAGUAUCAGAGUAGUUUUGUUUGACCAACCAACAAAAUUUAUUUUACACCCAGAGUGCCUUUUAAAGUUAAUGAUUAAAAACUUAUUGGAAAACCCCGAGUUUCUGAACAACAGGUUCUAAAUUGAAUGUUUCUCAUAAAAAUGAUUUAUAAAAAGGCAUGUAAGUUACACCACAGUUCAUUGUAGGUCAGUUUUUCUGUGAUAAUUAGCAUGAAGUUGCUUCGGUGUAACCAACCAACAUUUGGUGUUUUAGGUUUGUUUAGUUCCAGAUAAGAGAUUAACUGCUAAAUGGUUUUUUAUCUAUUGCGGUUUUAGUUUGGUUUCAUGAAACUUUGAUUUCAUUUAAUAUUUAGGCUAAUUUAAAGAUAAAUGAAGCUUUUUUACUUAUUUUGCUAAAACAUUCUGUUUAAUAAUUAUAAAUUAUUCGAAUUAAGAGAAGUCUGUUAUAUCAUAAAACAAUAGUACAAUCAUUGAUUCCAUUUUCUGUGCUAAUUCAUAGUAUAUGAUUGUAUCAUAUGCUAGUAUUUUGUUAAAAAGGUGCAUGUACCAUGAAGUAUAACUAAUACUUGUUUGCACAUAAUUGUUAAGUAGAAAAAGUGCAUACAAAUUGUGUUUGCUUUUUAAGUUGGGGCAUAUGCUGCUGUUGUCACAAAUCAAACAAUGUUUAUAAGCUUCACGUUUAAUCAUAAAUCUUUUGUGUAUGAGAACUUAGUAGCGUUAAAAGUAAAUCUAUCAUAUUUAUAAAAUGUUUUAAAACUUAAGUAAUUGAGACUUUAGGCAUUAAAUUUUAAGCUUAUAAAUUAUGUGAGACUGCUAUGCUUAAAAUUUGACUAAACAAAGAAAAUGGACAGAAGGUUAUCCAUCGUAUCUUCUCCAUCAAGUGUGGCUUCCUAUUGUCAUAUGGUACCAGAGACCAACGAGGGUUCAUCGCAGCCAGUUGAAUUAAAUACUUUGGUUGAUGUUAAUGUAAAUGAAAAUGAUCUUGUCCACCCAUAUCAUGCAUCAUCGGAAGAGGAAGAAACACCCUUAUCUGCACAAUUUGAGGAGGUUCAUCUCAGGAUAAAGUCAUUUGCUUCAAAAGAGGCAACUUUGAAUGGUUUGAUUGAAAAUGUACUUCAGGAACAUCUUCAUAAUGAUACAAAUAUUUUACACUGGAAAAGUGUCUUUGAUCGAUCAGAUGAAAGGGUUACCAAAGAUUUGAAAAUCAAUUCCGAACAAUUGGUUCAAUUCUGCGCAACAUCCUGCUCUAUAUCUCCAUCUAGUUCCCAGAUGUUUGGUUUGUGGAAUUCUCGGACAAACUCAUGGAUCAAACUAUGGGAGCCAAUCAUUUUAAGUCACCAUGGCGAUCAAACAAACCCAAAUGUUGUCAACUUAUUGGACAACGUGCACUUGGAAUUCAAAAUAAGGUUUUUCUUGAAUGCUUCGCGGAACACAGAUACAAAUAACAACAACAGGAUUCCACAAGAGCCAAGUGUGUUUAAUUAUCUUUUUCAUCAAACAAGACAUGACUUCAUACAGCAUGGGACAUGGAAACAACAUAAAAUCGAUGCAAAAACAUUUGAAAGUUCACCGCUGACAUUAGCUGUUAUUGAUUUGUUGCAUCUUUCGUUUCUGUUACGAAAAAAUCCAAAAGAAGUUUUGAAUGCAAUUGAUGUCUCGAAUUUAUUGCCAAAAUCACUUCAACACAACUUGGAUAAACAGUGGUUUAUUGAAAAAUACAAAUGGAAGUUUAUGGCCCAAAAACGAUUGGCACAUUUACUGAAAGAAACUUUUCCUAAAAAUUCUAACAUGCAAGCAGAUGAAGAACAAAAUGAAAACAUGCUGAGGUUUUUACAACUCAGUUACCUGCAGUGUAUGGAAUGUGAAUUCCCAAGUCCAGGGAAUGUGUUCACAUUACUUCAACGUGGAGGACUUGUUGUUGUGUCCGGAGAUGAAGGAAUUAAAAUAAAGAGGACACAGGAUACUGAGAGUUCAGAAAAUAAGCUAUGUUUGAUCCCUUUAACUGAGCUAGCCAACGUUACGAUUUCCAAAACUUCUCCAACAGUGUAUUUGAGCAAUCUACAAGGAAAACAUGAGGAACUUCAUUUUAGUUCCAUGGCUGAAGCUUUGUCAUUUACUUCAUGUGUUGAUGGUUACUAUCAAGUACUUGUGGAUCCAACGCAUUACCUUUGUAGGGAUGUGGUUUCAAACAUGAGGUUGAUGUAUGCAAGGUUGCAUUGCUUCACAAAUAUAAGUCGUGCUGCCAGUGAAACCAGAUUAAAAGAAUAUGUUUCAUUUCAACCAACACCCUUACACCAAUGUUGUUUACUUAGAAGAUGUAACACAGAGUUUGAAAGUUUCUAUCUCUCACUAUGGCAGACCGACAAGACUUUUCAUUUCAAAAUUCACCGUGGAGAAAAUAAAUUAUUUGGAAUUUUUGGGCUCGGCGCUUCUUAUACCUUUCAAAAUGUUGAAGAACUCUUGGUGGCGCUAGAUAAAAACGAAGUGUGUGAAGAUAUCAAGACUGAUGUGUUUAUGAAGCAUAGGAUAUACCCAAGCAUUCAAGAUCGACAACCAAUUCUGUUCACAAAGAAGGUUGAAGUUGGGUCAGUGUUGCCACGUUGUGUUUCUCCUGAAGAUAUUCAAGAAAUAAAGACAAUGCUAUACCCUACCAAGCACACUCAUUCCUACAUCCAUGUAUACAAACCAACCAAUAAGUUGGUGAUGGUUCGUACACUGAAUGAGAUGGAUCUUUAUAGCAACCAAAGGAAAGAUCUCUUAAAUGAGUCCUACCAAGAAUCGCUGAAAAUUCUAUCAAAAUGUGGCAACCAUAUUCAUGUGAUUACUUGGUUUGGUAACUCAUCAGCCAACAAGGAAGUUUUAGAAUAUUCAAACUUUGGUUCAGUUACUGCAUAUAUGUUUAAAAGAGCAAAGGAAAUGAUCACACAACCAGAUUUAAGAGUUGCCACCUCAGCUACUUGGUUAAUGCAAGUAAUUUACCAGCUCACUCAUAUCAUGAACUAUCUGGAGGAGAGGAAUCUUCCUCAUGGAAGAAUCUGUGGUGAACGACUCCAUUUGUUUCGGGAGGAUCCAUGGAUCAAACUUGCUGAUCCUGAGGUUCAAGUUGAUCUCGAUGAAACGAAACAAAAUAAUCCGAAAAUUGUUCCAAACUUACUUCCUCCAUGGCUGCCUUGUGAAUUCAGUGAGAUGUGCUCUACUACCACCCAGUGGAAACCCACACUUGCCGGAGAUAAAUGGAGCUUUGCUGUCACCGUGUGUGAGAUUUUGAUGGCAGCAGCAGACUUUAAAAUUGAUUACGACUUACCCCAAAUUUCCGAUGUUCAGAAAAACUGUUACAUGCAAUCCAACCCGGCACCUAUACAUGGUUGGUUAAAUGGCAUUGGAAAAACAUCACUGGCAACACUGCUCAGAAGAUGCUGGGAUAAAUUUCCACCAAAAAGACCAAGUUUUCGAAUAAUUCUUCAAACUGUGUCUCGUAUUCUAAGGAGUGGGGAAAGUGAGAAAUAUGAGACAGUUGUUUCAAAUACAGGUCAAGAAUCUCACAUCGUCCAUAAAAGAUGUAUCGCUCAAAUCACAGAAUUCCCUCAAGAAUUUAUCUUUAGAGAUAAGGAUUUGACUUUUAGGCAACUUCUCGGAGAGGGCCAAUUUGGGACAGUUUCUCUCCAUCAGUAUUGCCCCAGUGAAACUGCCAGUUCAAGUGGCCACAGCACUUUUGCUGUCAAAAGAUUCAAACCCGGUGAAAAUAAGUUUCAAUCUCAUGUUGAAAUAAUAAGAGAGCUACAGACGAUGAUCUCACUUAAGCAUGAGUAUGUAGUGGAACUAAAGGGAAUAGCAUUACCAUCAAAUGGCAUUGUGAUGGAAUACUUACCUAUUGGUUCAUUGUAUAACUACAUGAUAAAUCGGAAAAAACGAAAGGCACCAUUCAAAUCUAUAACAGGAGAUCUAUAUCGGUAUCUAUAUCAAAUUGCACAGGGUAUGGUGGUAUUGCAAGAACUACGAAUCAUUCACCGAGACUUAGCUGCACGAAACAUUCUACUCGCAGCUGAUUCAAACAGCAACAAAAUGAAAGCUAAAAUUUCUGAUUUUGGACUUUCACGAAGCUUACCUAGUCACCAGGAAGAAUACUUUGACGCUCAGAUCCCAUUAUUGCCAAUAAAGUGGCUUUCACCUGAGUGUUACAGAAAUGAGAAUCCACAGUUCAAUCUUCAAUCUGAUGUGUGGGGGUAUGGUGUUACAGCUUAUGAAAUUCUAGAUAAUAUUCCUGAUACUCUGUAUGAGAUGCAACGUGACGAACUUGUUAAAAGAAUCAACAUGGGUUGGAAAUGGCCAAAACCUAAAGCUUGUCUGGAUGAUCAUGCAUGGAUGUAUAAAAUGAUGCUGAAGUGUUGGCACAUGAAACCUGAAGAAAGAAUCACGUUCCCAGAGAUUGUGAGAUGUUUUCAGGAGCAUUGUUUUGUGGAGUAAAGCUUAAACGAGAAGAUUUGGGGUUAUUAAUGUGGAUAUCACUUUUGGAAAAAGAUAAAAGGAAAAUACUGCUGCAACUCGUUCUUUUGCUUUGUGCUACCAAAUUAAUACAGUUAUGUACAAUAUUUUAUUCAUGGUGUUUUAAUAAAAAGUUCAUGUUUUUAGUUUGAUUUGCUUUCAUUUUGUUUGGUUCCUUAUAAACCUAAAUACUUUGUAUAAGUCCUGGGGAGACCUUUAUGUACCAAAAGUGUAUACCAUCGAUUUGGAACCGUGCUGUCUUUAAAAUUGCUAUUUGGUAGUUUUGUAGCUUAUCGAAUCCUAACAUUCAGCAAAUUGUGUAAAAAGAUACAUUGUGGUAAUGUCAAUGCUACAGGUAUUAAAGCCUUUCAUGUACUUUA